AUCAUGUAUGUACACAGAAAAUACAUGUAAAGUGACUUCGGAAGACGGCAAGACUGUCUUGACAUUGACACUGGAUUUGGUAAAGGUUUUGCGACCGACUAACCUGAGCCUCCUGCUCCGUAUCCGCAGCAUUAGGCCUCAUGGAGCUGGAGACCAGACACCUGCUGUGCACCAGGGAGCUUGAUCCAUGCCCGGUUCCCAGUAAACAAACAUAAGGCGUGGGAACCUUAAUUACCCUUAACUUCCCUUUCCCCCUCCUUCCCCCAAAAUUCCCCGUGGUUAACUCGUCCUCUCCAUUUUCUGGUCCCAACAGCAUGAUUGGCAAGCUGAAACAGAACUUGCUGGUGGCCUGUCUGGUCAUCAGCUCAGUCACAGUCUUCUACUUAGGCCGCCAUGCCAUGGAGUGUCACCAUCGCAUCGAGGAGCACAGUCAGCCAGGAGGAAUCCUGUCUUUAUCUGCAGUGGGAGGCAGCAUGCGAACCACCUUACGAACAGGCCAAAACCUUAGCACGCCUUUCAUCUACAACAAAGACAUGCCACUCGUCUUCAUUGGUGGCGUGCCCCGUAGUGGGACCACACUAAUGCGUGCUAUGUUGGACGCCCACCCCGAGGUGCGCUGUGGUGAAGAAACUCGUGUCAUCCCACGUAUCCUGGCCAUGAAGCAGAUGUGGAGCCGCUCGGGCCGGGAGAAGAUGCGUCUGGACGAGGCUGGUGUGACUGAUGAGGUGCUGGAUGCCGCCAUGCAGGCCUUCCUGCUGGAAAUCAUUGUCAAACACGGUGAGCCCGCCAACUUCCUUUGUAACAAGGACCCAUUUGCACUGAAGUCUCUUUCUUACCUGGCCAAGAUAUUUCCCCGUGCCAAGUUUGUGCUCAUGAUUCGUGACGGUCGGGCUUCAGUCCACUCCAUGAUCUCACGAAAGGUGACCAUUGCCGGCUUUGACUUGGGGAGCUACAGGGACUGCCUGACCAAGUGGAACCGGGCCAUAGAGACAAUGUACACUCAGUGCCUGGAUGCUGCAGACAAAUGCCUACCUGUGCACUAUGAACAAUUGGUCCUGCAUCCUGAAAAGUGGAUGAGGACGCUGCUGAAAUUCCUUGAUAUUCCCUGGAAUGAUGCUGUUCUCCAUCAUGAGGAGCUCAUUGGGAAAGCUGGAGGAGUGUCCCUCUCCAAGGUGGAGAGAUCCACAGACCAGGUCAUCAAGCCAGUUAAUGUGGAGGCCUUGUCCAAAUGGGUGGGAAAGAUCCCAGCUGAUGUGGUGAGGGACAUGGCCGUCAUUGCACCUAUGCUAGCCAGGCUAGGCUACGACCCACAUGCCAAUCCCCCAAACUAUGGUCAACCGGACCCUAAAGUGCUGGACAACACCAGAAGGGUCUAUAAAGGUGAAUUUCAGCUCCCAGAUUUCCUAAAAGAACAACCACAGAUCCAGAAGUCUGCAGAGAGACCGAACCCCAGUUAGGAGCAGAGGCAGCGCCAGCACCAAACACACAGGACUUGUAGUGAAACAGAAGAUUGUGGAUAUCGUCUCACUCAUGUCACAUCCCUGUUCAGCUUUGGCACAUCUCAAGUGUCACAUGACCACAGCUGGACACCCCCCCCCCCCCUUCCCGCAGGUGGACUGCUAGCACUCCUCGUCUUCAGGAGAACUCGGCGUUCAGCAUCGUACUGUACAAAAAACAAACCUUAAUGUCAGCACCACCGAAUGUCUGCCGAUUGUCAUUUUCAGUGUUGUCACGCUCAUCAGCUUGUAAAAAUGAUUUUUGGCCUUUUAGAGAGAAACUCACAACAAGUAUUUAUGAAUGGGGAAAUUAGCGUUUGGAAGAUGCGAUACCUAUUUUGAUGAUGAUUUUUCUUUUCUUUUUUCCAUGCCUUUAUAUUGUGCAAUGUCAUGGGUACUGAUCAGUUUGACGUAUCAACCGUGAUAAAA
Molecule: messenger RNA, 1925 nt
Organism: Archocentrus centrarchus (flier cichlid)
Lineage: Eukaryota; Metazoa; Chordata; Actinopteri; Cichliformes; Cichlidae
Product: protein-tyrosine sulfotransferase 1
Exons: 6
Coding region: 315-1457 (380 amino acids)
Biological process (GO): peptidyl-tyrosine sulfation
Cellular component (GO): Golgi apparatus
Molecular function (GO): protein-tyrosine sulfotransferase activity
Source: RefSeq, a predicted model, not a curated record